UCUGAACAGGAGCCCACCCUCCACCCCUGACACCAUGACCCACUGCUGCUCCCCUUGCUGCCAGCCUACGUGCUGCCGGACCACCUGCUGCAGGACCACCUGCUGGAAGCCCACCUGUGUGACCAGCUGCAGCAGCACACCCUGCUGCCAGCCCUCCUGCUGUGUGUCCAGCUGCUGCCAGCCUUGCUGCCGCCCAACUUGCUGUCAAAACACCUGCUGCGGGACCACCUGCUGCCAGCCCACCUGUGUGACCAGCUGCUGCCAGCCUUCCUGCUGCGGGUCCAGCUGCUGUGGCCAAACCAGUUGUGGCUCCAGCUGUGGCCAGACCAGCUCCUGUGCACCUGUUUACUGCACGAGAACCUGCUACCACCCCACGUGUGUCUGUCUGCCUGGUUGCCUAAACCAGAGCUGUGGGUCCAGCUGCUGCCAGCCCUGCUGUCACCCAGCCUGCUGUGAGACCACCUGCUGCAGGACCACCUGCUGCCAGCCCACCUGUGUGUCCAGCUGCUUCCAGCCUUGCUGCUGCUGAUCAGCCCUGACAAGGACCAUCAUCCUAACACAACAACAUUCUCACUUUUUUUUUUCUCCUCCGGAUUCUCACUCCGUCACCAGGCUGCAGUGCAGUCCCAUUAUUUUGACUCACUGUAACCUCUGGCUCUCAGGUUCAACCAAUUCUCCUGCCUCAGCCUCCCAACUAGCUGGGAUUACAGGCUUAUUCCACCAUGCCUGACUAAUUUUUUUAUUUUUAGUAGUCAUGGAGUUUUACCAUGUUGAUCAGGCUGGUCUCAAACACCUGACCUCAAGUGAUCCACCCACCUCGGCCCCCCCCAAAAUUCUGGGAUUACAGGCAUGAGCCACCAUGACCAGCCUCAACUUGACUUAUCUUUCAGGGGACAGCUUUACCUUCAAACACAGAAUGCUAUCACCAAUUUUUUUUUCUGCAUGUUUAAAAUCUUGUGAAUCAGCUUGAGGGAGGGCAGAGUACUUUGUCCUGAUUCUCUUUCUCCUGACACUUUGUGGAUCAUGUGCCAGCUUCCUGUGUCCUCAGUUUGGAGUCAUGUUCUCAACUUUGCCCGUAAAGUCAAGAACUUCAUUCUCUGCUUCUCAGAAAUUUAGAUUUCUGCAACUGAUCCAUAUCUUUGAAUUUAUAUUUUCAUUUUCAAUUUCCUCUUCAUGCUUUUUUACCCUUCUUUCUUCUUUUUAUGAUAACUCUGGGCUAUGUCCCUCAUAGCACCAAU
Molecule: messenger RNA, 1238 nt
Organism: Callithrix jacchus (white-tufted-ear marmoset)
Lineage: Eukaryota; Metazoa; Chordata; Mammalia; Primates; Cebidae
Product: keratin-associated protein 9-2
Cellular component (GO): keratin filament
Source: RefSeq, a predicted model, not a curated record